Molecule: messenger RNA, 930 nt
Organism: Brenthis ino (lesser marbled fritillary)
Lineage: Eukaryota; Metazoa; Arthropoda; Insecta; Lepidoptera; Nymphalidae
Source: the annotation of a GenBank genome assembly
AUGAUAAUUGGGCAAGGAUAUCUGACUACAGAAAAACCGGCCACUAUAUUCAUCCCGCACGCGACAGAAACGGAAACUCCAACGCCAACACCACCACCAACUACUGAGAAACCUACGGAAUCUCCCACGACGACAGAGCCAACCCCUAAGCCCACUCCUGCUCCGACACCUCAACCCACACCGGCACCGACUCCUAAGCCAACCCCAGAGCCGACCCCGCCACCAACUCCUACACCUACGCCACCUCCAACUCCUAAACCCACACCUGCUCCCCCUGCUCCAGCACCCACUCCCAUAUCUCCUCCUCAACAGGGCUCCUGGUCGUACACCAAUUCAAGCAAUGUAACAUGCAUUCUUAUCCAGUUUGCUGGUCAAUUGAAGGUCACCUAUACUAAGAUGGUGAAUUCAUCGACUUCUCUGGCUGAUGUUCUGAUCAACGUGCCGAACAACGCAUCGGUGCUCGACGGCGAGUGUGAUAAGACAGAACAGUGGAUCCGGCUCGCGUGGCCCGCCAGCAAUGCUACCAACGCCUCCAUGAACAACAUGCAGUUCGUCUUCGAAGCAAACACCACUACAAAGACGUAUGAACUGAAGAAUAUUACCAUCACGUUGGACCCUGCCGCGUUGCCUAACACAACAUCCAAAGCGCCCGUGACAUUUGUCUAUGGCGAAGCUUGGAGGACAUCGCUGGCCACAUCAUACAGAUGUGGAGCACCCACACUCCUGAAACUUGGAUCUGAGACGAGUGUGGCGGCCAACAUCACACUCUCGCAACUGCAGGAGGAGGCCUUCAGAACCACCCCCACUAAGACCUUCAGCGCUGCGCGCGAGUGCGGCGGCGACGACGUGCCGGACGCGGUGCCCAUCGCGGUGGGCUGCGCGCUGGGCGGGCUCGUGGUGGUCAUCUGUGCUGCACAGGAAGCACAGAAG